Molecule: messenger RNA, 1385 nt
Organism: Symbiodinium necroappetens
Lineage: Eukaryota; Dinophyceae; Suessiales; Symbiodiniaceae
Source: the annotation of a GenBank genome assembly
GAGUUGGAGUCCACAAGGCUCUUUCUUCAAGCAGUGGACAAGUAUGUGGCCGAGCCCCUCUAUCAGGCCAACUCAUGGCUCAAUGCGCAGGGCGGCAUCGCGUGCAUUUCUUCUGGCUGUGCCGCUGCCCUGGGUGUCGGCUCCUGUGACCAAGCAACGCUCUUGGCAGCAUUGGCGCGCUCGAAAGAGAUUCUUUCCAAGGCGCAGGAUGCCCUGGAUUCUGACUUUGGCGAGCUCUGCCGACGUCACGGAGGGUUUCGCCGAAGUCAAAAUGUGGGGCUGGGCGCGCCAAGCGAAGUGGCCACGACGGCGCUGGCGGCAGCUCAAGAGUCUUUGAGCACUUUGGAAGCCGACUUGCUCGCUGGAGGUGCUUGCACGGCUGUCCUUGGGCCUGUGUUGUACACCAACCUGGAGUUAUCCAAAAUUGGACUGGAGAAGGUUUCUGUGAUGGACCACCAGGUCACUCUGGAAGUGGCAGCUGGAAGAGGCCCUCUUGCGGAUGUCCCUCUUCGCCACCGAGUGGAUCUGGGUCUCCACCACACUGAGAUCUUGGUGGGUCUUCUUCGGACGCUCCUGCCUCAGGCUCUGCGUGCCGGGCGGCAGGAGCUGGUCAUGGUGGAGGUGGGGACAGGUAAAGCAGCCAGCACGGUCCACGUCCUCAAGACAGUGAAGCAAGCCCGGAUCUUCACCAUCGACCCCUGGAUGGAGCAGAACCGCAGCAAGGCGGCGAGAGGCGCCCUGGGCAUCCAAGCCGCUGCAGAGGCCGAGGCGCGGCGAUCUUUAGAGCCCUGGAGUAGCCGCGUGUCCAUCCUCCAAAUGACGGCGGACGAAGCGGCGAAAGUUCUCGCGGACUCCGCCUUUGACCUGGUUUUCCUCGAUGGCGGCCCCGUGAGGGAGUUGAAUGUCCCCAUCUUCAGGCCGAAGGUGCGAAAGGGUGGCAUCCUCUGUGGCCAUGACCUGCCACACAGCCCCGACUACGUGCAGGUCAUCCUGCAGCAUGUCCCCCCGGGCCAGACGCUGGACGUGGGACCGGCUCUGGAGUACGCGAGGCUCCCCGCUCGAGCUUACCGGCUGCUACCAGAAGAGCAGACGACCGCAGCGAUGUCAAGAGGUAGGAUGGGUGCGAACACGAUGGAGGAGCAGGCAUGGAUGAUGCCCUGGACAGAGGACAGCUCGGAGCAUGUGAACUUCGACUUCGCUAUGUCUGAUGGCUACUACAUGCCGCAAGAGCUCUCGGAGGGCCCCGACUACGCCUUUGGCCAUGGAGAGGAAUCUGGCAUGGAUGCUGAAAGGGCUCAUGGUGGUCAGGUCGUUCAGCUGAACUUGGAGCAGUCUGUGGGUGAAGCGGGGCCGAUCAUGAUCCCAGACUUUUCCGAAAUGUCUGA